Molecule: messenger RNA, 885 nt
Organism: Aureococcus anophagefferens
Lineage: Eukaryota; Pelagophyceae; Pelagomonadales; Pelagomonadaceae
Exons: 2
Biological process (GO): sulfation
Cellular component (GO): cytoplasm
Molecular function (GO): sulfotransferase activity
Source: RefSeq, a predicted model, not a curated record
CGGCCGCGCGACGUCACGGUCGCGAGCUACCCGAAGACGGGCACGACCUGGGUCGAGCAGAUCGUGCUGCUGCUGCUCCACGGCAGCGGCGUCGCGCCGAAGCUCGACCCGGCGAGCCGCAACUCCUACGUGCCCGGGCGGCGCGACGUCGGCUGCGUAUGGCUGGAGCCCACGGUCGCGUCGAAGCGCGGCGGCCGCUUCACGCUGGACCAGUUCGACGCCAUCCCGGCGCCGCGCGUCAUCAAGUCGCACGCGCCCUUCGACAGCCUCGUCGGCACGCGGUCCGUCCCCGGGAAGCGCGGCGUCGACGCGCUGACGGCGUCCGGGUCCCGGGUCGUCUACGUGUCGAGGAACCCCAAGGACGCCGCCGUGAGCCUCUACUUCCAGCGCGCGCCCCGCGGCCGAGGCCGGCGCCUCGCGGCCGCGCGGCCGACGCGGCGCAUGCCCAUGGACGCGUGGUGCGCCCUCUACACCAAGGGCUACAUGGCCUCCGGGUCCUACUUCGAGCACGUCGCGCGCUGGCACGCCGCGUCGCGCGCGCCGGGGUCGCCCGUGCUCUUCCUCAAGUACGAGGCGCUCCGCGCGGACCCGAGGAAGCAGAUCCGGCGCAUCGCGGCCCACCUCGGCCUCGAGCGGGACGCCGCCGAGAUCGACCGCGUCGCGGACCUGUCGUCCUUCGAGCGCAUGAAGGCGUCCGCGGCCGCGGCCGACGCCGGCGCGAGGUCCGACGCGCGCAACCCCAAGUACGCCGUCGCGCCGGGCGGCAACGCGUCGAACCCGGCGCACACGACGGGCCACAUCCGCGAGGGCGGCUCCGGCGGCUGGGUCCAGCACUUCUCGAAGCUCCUCAGCGACCAGUUCGACGCGGAGUACCGGCGCCAGCUC